AUGAUCUACUCGACCACCACUAUGGUUACCGCCGGACAACUGUGGGAAGGAAAAAAGAAGGUAGUGAAAGAACUCGAGGCGGCGCAGAUGAAAGCAGCGAAAAUCAUCCUAGGAUGCGACAAGCGCACAAGUCAUGCAGCCGUCAGGGCAGAGUUGGGGAUCCAAUCCCUACGGUCGGGAGGAAACGCGGGGAAGCUGACAUGGCAGUAUCGUAUGUGCGGGAUGGGAGAGGAGAGGUUGCCGAGAAUUGAAUGGGACGCGAAGUGGGCAAACACAAAGAGGGGUAGACAACCCACGGAAUGGGUCAAGGUUGUAGAGGACGUAUGGAAGGGGCUCGACAUCGACGAAGAUGAAACGCUGGAAACGGAGGGUCUACAGGGGUUCAAGGAGAAGAUAUCUGUUGCUUGUGCCGAGAGAGAAGAACAGAAUCUGAGGAAAGAAUCCAAGGAUAAGGAGGGUCUAGAAGUGUACGGAAUGUUGAAGGAAGGAAUAGGGUUCAAGGACUACCUACAUGGACCAAUGGAUGCAGGAACAAAGCUUAAGGUCAAAUUCAGGACCGGGGAUAUAGGCCUUCGAGAACGUCGACAAAGACAUGGGACAGUA
Ectocarpus sp. CCAP 1310/34 is the source of this 603-nucleotide messenger RNA. The record is from the annotation of a GenBank genome assembly. Lineage: Eukaryota; Phaeophyceae; Ectocarpales; Ectocarpaceae.